UUGGAUAUUCCGCAGCAUUGAUCCAACAUCAGAGGACAAGAGAAGUCAUUUCAGUGUUCUAGAAGUCGCAGUGGCUUUACAGUGAAGUAAAACCCCUGAACACAAGAGAAGUCAUUUCAAAGGCCAAUUCUUGUUUGGAAUCUGACAAAAGUUUUACAAUGGAGGCAAAGCUCAUCAGACAUCAGAAGGUUCACAAUGCAGAGAAGCCAUAUCAGUGUUCUGAAUGUGAUAAAGCUUUUACAUAUAAGUCACAACUUAUUUUACAUGAGAGGGUUCACACUGGAGAGAGGCCAUAUCAGUGUUCUGAAUGUGACAAAGCUUUUCAAACAAAAAGACAUCUUAUUAUACAUGACAGGGUUCACACUGGAGAGAGGCAAUAUCAGUGUUCUGAAUGUGACAAAGCUUUUCAAACAAAAACACAGCUUAUUGUACACCAGAGGAUUCACACUGGAGAGAAGCCAUAUGCAUGUUCUGAAUGUGGCAAAGCUUUUAGAGAGAAGAUAUUACUAAUCAGACACCAGAUGAUUCACACUGGAGAGAAGCCAUAUCAGUGUUCUGAAUGUGAUAAAGCUUUUAAAACAAAAACACAGCUUAUUGUACACCAGAGGAUUCACACUGGAGAGAGGCCAUAUGAAUGUUCUGAAUGUGGCAAAGCUUUUAAAACAAAAGCACAUCUUAAUGCACACCAGAGGAUUCACACUGGAGAGAAUUCAUAUCAGUGUUCUGAAUGUGAUAAAGCUUUCACAACAAAAGCAUAUCUUAAUGUACACCAGAGGAUUCACACUGGAGAGAAGCCAUAUCAGUGUUCUGAAUGUGGCAAAGCUUUUACAGAGAAGAUAAUUCUAAUCGCACACCAGAGGGAUCACACUGGAGAGAGGCCAUAUGAAUGUUCUGAAUGUGGCAAAGCUUUUACAGAGAAGAUAAUUCUAUUCGCACACCAGAGGGUUCACACUGGAGAGAGGCCAUAUCAGUGUUCUGAAUGUGAUAAAGCUUUCACAACAAAAGCACAGCUUAAUGUACACCAGAUGAUUCACACUGGAGAGAGGCCAUAUCAGUGUUCUGAAUGUGACAAAGCUUUUCAAACAAAAACACAUCUUAAUAGACACCAGAAGAUUCACACUGGAGAGAAGCCAUAUCAGUGUUCUGAAUGUGACAAAGCUUUUAAAUUAAAAGCACAUCUUAAUAGACACCAGAGGAUUCACACUGGAGAGAGGCCGUAUCAGUGUUCUGAAUGUGACAAAGCUUUUAAAACAAAAACACAUCUUAUUGCACACCAGAGGAUUCACACUGGAGAGAAGCCAUAUCAGUGUUCUGAAUGUGGCAAAGCUUUUCAAACAAAAAAAUUUCUUAAUGGACACCAGAGGAUUCACACUGGAGAGAAGUCAUAUCAGUGUUCUGAAUGUGAUAAAGCUUUCACAACAAAAGCACAUCUUAAUGUACACCAGAUGAUUCACACUGGAGAGAGGCCAUAUCAGUGUUCUGAAUGUGGCAAAGCUUUUCAAACAAAAACACAUCUUAUUGCACACCAGAGGAUUCACACUGGAGAGAAGCCAUAUCAGUGUUCUGAAUGUGGCAAAGCUUUUCAAACAAAAACAUGUCUUAAUGGACACCAGAGGAUUCACACUGGAGAGAAGCCAUAUCAGUGUUCUGAAUGUGGCAAAGCUUUUCAAACAAAAACACAUCUUAUUGCACACCAGAGGAUUCACACUGGAGAGAAGCCAUAUCAGUGUUCUGAAUGUGGCAAAGCUUUUCAAACAAAAACAUGUCUUAAUGGACACCAGAGGAUUCACACUGGAGAGAAGCCAUAUCAGUGUUCUGAAUGUGACAAAUGUUUUUCAUGGAGAACACAACUUAUUGUACACCAGAGGGAUCACACUGGAGAGAAGUCAUAUUAG
This is a messenger RNA of Nanorana parkeri, 1895 nucleotides long. Its product is annotated as zinc finger protein 268-like. The transcript has 2 exons. The record is from RefSeq and is a predicted model, not a curated record. Lineage: Eukaryota; Metazoa; Chordata; Amphibia; Anura; Dicroglossidae. Gene Ontology annotation, biological process: regulation of transcription by RNA polymerase II. Gene Ontology annotation, molecular function: RNA polymerase II cis-regulatory region sequence-specific DNA binding; DNA-binding transcription factor activity, RNA polymerase II-specific. The coding region runs from base 159 to 1895 and encodes 578 amino acids. Gene Ontology annotation, cellular component: nucleus.